Cygnus atratus (black swan) is the source of this 1410-nucleotide messenger RNA. RefSeq names its product endonuclease G (gene ENDOG). Gene Ontology annotation, cellular component: mitochondrial inner membrane; nucleus. Gene Ontology annotation, biological process: apoptotic DNA fragmentation. The transcript is spliced from 3 exons. Bases 55 to 963 code for a protein of 302 amino acids. The record is from RefSeq and is a predicted model, not a curated record. NCBI's taxonomy places the organism in Eukaryota, Metazoa, Chordata, Aves, Anseriformes, Anatidae. Gene Ontology annotation, molecular function: metal ion binding; nucleic acid binding; RNA endonuclease activity.
GGAAGAGAAAGCCCUUCAACAGGAACUGCUGGGAGCGGGAGUCGCUGCGGGGCCAUGCUGCGGGGCUGCUGGCUGCUGCCCGGGGCCUCCCUGGCUCUGGGUGCGGGGCUGGGAGCAGCGCUCACCACCCUCUGGCAGCGCCGUGAGGGCGAUGCAGAGGAGGUGGCGGGGCUGCUGGGCCGCGUGCCCGUGCUGCCCGCGGUGCAGGCAGCAGCAGCAGGCCCACCGGCGGUCACCGGGUCCGGCAGGGUCGAGCUGACCAAGUACGGCCUGCCUGGGUUGGCGCAGCUGCGGAGCCGCGAGUCCUACGUGCUGUGCUACGACCCGCGGAGCCGCAGCGCGCUCUGGGUGAUUGAGCAGCUCAACCGGGAGACGCUCAGCGGAGCCUCCGACCGCGCUGCCUGUGACUUCCAGGAGGACGACUCGGUGCACGAGUACCACCGCGCCACCAACGCCGACUACCGCGGCAGCGGCUUCGACCGCGGUCACCUGGCGGCCGCCGCCAACCACAAGUGGAGCCAGAAGGCCAUGCGGGACACCUUCUACCUCAGCAACGUUGCCCCCCAGGUUCCUCAUUUAAACCAAAAUGCCUGGAAUAACCUUGAGAAGUACAGCAGGAGCUUGGCAAGAAACAACAAGAAUGUCUAUGUCUGCACAGGACCUCUUUACCUGCCCAGGAUGGAGGCCGACGGGAAGAUGUACGUCAAGUACCAGGUGAUUGGGAAGAACAACGUGGCCGUCCCCACCCAUUUCUUCAAGGUGCUCAUCCUGGAAAAGGAGAGUGGGGAGAUUGAGCUGCGCUCCUACGUGAUGCCCAACAGCCCCGUGGACGAGAACAUCCCACUUGAACGGUUCCUGGUUCCCAUCGAGAGCAUUGAGCGAGCCUCGGGGCUCCUCUUCGUCCCCAACAUCUUGAAGAGAACAAGUAACUUGAAAGCCAUCACAGCUGGAAACAAGCGUUGAACCCUGACUAAGGAAAUCCAGGUAUCCUCUGGAAGGGACUGACAGCAGUAGUUCACAAUACUUCCUUGAGCAAUUUUAAAUGCAGGGACUAAGAAUCAAAGCAGUGCUUCCUUCAGCCCUUUCCCAUUUCAUGUAACAGUGAAACACAUGCAAAGCAUGUCUCAGGGGCAGGUUGCAUGGAAGGUUCCUGGGCAGUUCCUGGGCACUUGACAAGUAGUAGUUCUCUCGGAUUUGCCCCUAAACUGCAGUACCUGUGCGUACUCCUGUAACUCCUUUUGUGUGUGGCUCUUAAAACACAAAGGGAAAUUACUUAAUUUCUGUAUAGAGCAGGGAAGGACAGGAGCAAGACGGGUACAGGGAGAGGUCCUUGCCUUUCUAUGUCCAAAGGGCUGUGUAAUUGUUUUCUUUCGGAAGUUGGUUUUAGCAGUAAAGCUUUGAAAAUCCAAA